Messenger RNA from Oncorhynchus tshawytscha (Chinook salmon), 1542 nucleotides. RefSeq names its product DNA repair protein RAD51 homolog 3. Gene Ontology annotation, cellular component: replication fork; Rad51B-Rad51C-Rad51D-XRCC2 complex; Rad51C-XRCC3 complex. Lineage: Eukaryota; Metazoa; Chordata; Actinopteri; Salmoniformes; Salmonidae. Gene Ontology annotation, molecular function: ATP binding; ATP-dependent DNA damage sensor activity; crossover junction DNA endonuclease activity. Gene Ontology annotation, biological process: meiotic DNA recombinase assembly; DNA repair; reciprocal meiotic recombination. The transcript has 10 exons. The record is from RefSeq and is a predicted model, not a curated record. Bases 298 to 1392 code for a protein of 364 amino acids.
AUUGAAAAAAAUACCUGAAUUUAAACAUGUAAUCGAAAUCAAACAACUUUUCUGUUAAAAAAUAAAUAAAACAGUUCUUACAUUUAUUUUCCUGGGUUGUGGGUUUACAGUAAUUGACAACACGGUGUAAUGUAAUGACGUGUGUGGGUGGCGCUAGUAAAGACAUUUUGGAGGGAUUAAUGAAAAUGGCUCCAGCUAUGUACUUGGAAAUUGGUUUCCUCAUCGCUAGCUAGAAGCUAGCUUCAGCAGAAGUAAAACGUGGCUUGCUGAGGAGGUCGCUGAAACGAUAAGCGAAAGAUGCAGAGGGAUGUUUCGAGCUACGCCAUUGCGCCGUCUGUCAAAGUGAAACUCCUCAAUGCUGGGUUUCUUUCUGCUGCAGACCUGUGUGACUUGCGACCUCUCCAACUCAGCAAAGAGGCCUGCAUCUCCCAGGAGGAGGCAGUAGAGGUGCUGCAGGCUGUGAGGUGUGAGCCUGGCCAGGAGAGAGCAGCAGCAGGCAGGCUGACAGCCCUGGAGCUUCUGGGGAGAGAGCAGGAGCUGGGCACUAUAGUCACUUUCUGCUCAGCACUGGAUAUGGCCCUGGGAGGGGGCAUGCCAGUAGGAAAGACUACUGAGGUCUGCGGGGCGCCUGGGGUGGGAAAGACCCAGCUCUGUAUCCAGUUGUCAGUAGAUGUGCAGAUCCCUGCGUGUUUUGGGGGGUUGGGAGGCAAGUCUCUGUACAUAGACACAGAGGGCAGCUUCCUGGUCCAGAGGGCUGUGGACCUAGCGCAGGCAGCUGUGGAGCACUGUGGGCUUCUAGCAGAGGAUUCAGAACAGCAGGAAGCCUUGAAGGGGUUCACUGUGGAAACAAUCCUCUCCAAUUUAUUCCUUGUCCGUUGCCAUGACUACGUGGAGCUGUUGGCAGAGACAUACCUCCUGGCUGACUUCCUGGCUCAGCACCCUGGGGUCCGGCUGGUGGUGAUUGACAGCAUUGCCUUCUCGUUUCGCCAUGACUUUGAGGACCUCUCCCAGAGGACCCGCCUCUUGAACGGCCUCGCCCAGCGGCUCAUCCAGAUGGCCACCAAUCACAACGUCGCGGUCAUUCUUACCAAUCAGAUGACUACAAAGAUUUGGAGUGGCCAAUCGAAGCUUGUUCCUGCCUUAGGUGAGAGCUGGGGUCACGCUGCUACACAGAGACUCAUCCUACACUGGGACGGCACACACAGACUUGCAUCCCUGUACAAGUCACCCAGCCAAAGGGAGGCCACAGUACCCUACCAGAUCACUGGUCAAGGCUUUCGAGACGCACCCCCCUCAGACCAACCAAAGACCUCAGAUGACCCCUCUGUGAGACAAUCGGGAAGCUUGAGCAAGCGUCCCCGGACGGAAGAGGACCAAUCUACAAGAACAUAGGGAAACGAGUGGUUUUAGACCAUGAAUGUGAAAUAUUGUUUUGUUUGAAUGGUAUUAUACUCUUGUCUGCACAUUUUGUUGCUGAAUAUUUUGCUCAACACAAUGUACAGUAUUUACACUGAGUUGAAAUACAAUAUUUGCCUCUGUCAA